AUGAUUUUCAAUAAAGUCCUAUUGCUAUUCGUGAAUUUGCAUCCUGCCGUGGGAAGAUCGUUGAACAGACCAAGUAAUUUAAAAUAUUUUAGAACAUGCCGAAGGUAUAUUAGUAACUUAGAAUACGACUCAGAAAUUCCUGAGAAGAUGUCUGAUCUUCAAAGUUUGUUUAAAGAAAGUUGUAUUGUGCCUGAUGUAAUUAAAAUAGCACCAUCCGAAAUAUUAAAUGUACAAUACCCUAGUGGAGCUACGAUUACAACAGGAAAAGAACUAACUCCAACUCAGGUGAAGGAUAAGCCGACAGUCAAAUGGGCAGCUAAAGAUGAACAAUAUUAUACACUGGCUAUGGUAGAUCCUGAUGCCCCUAGCCGUGAAAGUCCCAAGUUUCGUGAGUGGCAUCAUUGGCUUGUGGGAAACAUUUUUGGCUCAGAAAUGAGUAAGGGUGAAAUACUAUCUGAUUAUAUCGGUUCCGGACCACCGAAAGGAACUGGCUUACAUCGUUAUGUCUUUCUGGUGUACAAGCAACCUGGGAAGUGUGAUUUUUCUAAAGUACAAAAAUUACCGAAUAAUUCUGGUGAUAAACGAGGCAAAUUUUCCAUCAACAAAUUCGCUGACCAAUUUAAAUUUGGUCCUCCUGUUGCAGGCAAUUUCUAUGUCGCUAAAUAUGACGACUACGUUCCAAAGUUAUACGCACAAUUGAAAGGUUAA
This is a messenger RNA of Arctia plantaginis, 708 nucleotides long. NCBI's taxonomy places the organism in Eukaryota, Metazoa, Arthropoda, Insecta, Lepidoptera, Erebidae. The record is from the annotation of a GenBank genome assembly.